This is a messenger RNA of Anopheles gambiae (African malaria mosquito), 4329 nucleotides long. RefSeq lists its product as uncharacterized. Lineage: Eukaryota; Metazoa; Arthropoda; Insecta; Diptera; Culicidae. The record is from RefSeq and is a predicted model, not a curated record. The transcript has 3 exons. Bases 1390 to 4329 code for a protein of 979 amino acids.
UGAUGACAGCGCCGCAUAAUUAGGUCAUCACGGCCUGGGAACUGACCGACCGAACGAAAACAAUUGUAAGCAAAUCUAAUGUAAACAAUAUCGACCAAAUAAAAACUGCUGAUCGCGAUCGAUCAGCAGAAAAUUAGUAUAUAAGUCAGGAAUAAGCAUGAAUAAAUGGACUUUCAAGCACAAGAACUCAAAGACUAAGUUGUUUGUCUGUUCCAAGCCAAGUCGGACGGUAAAAUCCUCCUGUCUUGGCGCUUCCCAACGAGUUCAGACUCGGUGCGGAAAAUAUAUGGUGGCUCCAGAGAGGACUAGUAGAGACCUCGCAACGUACAAGUCGGAGGUUAACUUCCGAUCUUGAAACCCAGAGUCGGCAGGAACAUACAAGUCGGAGGUUAGCUUCCGAUCUUGACGAACGUAUUCCUGACCGAUAGAGAAAAACAACCAGCGCUCCAACGGAGGAAGGUUCGUAAAAGCGGAAAACAUCGCGAAUGUAUAAUAGUAUCCAAAAACGUAAAGUGCAACAAACCAAACGAGUGCAAAAAAAACGCCUGAAACAGUGCUUAAGAAGUCCAAGGUACAGAGACAGAAUUCAGUAAGGCGCCGUACGAUCACCGAUAUAUUGUGAUUGAAUAAAGACACCGGUGGCAAAAAACGACGUUCGCUAUAUCGUUUCGGUCGUACCACAGGUUUGUAAACAAAACAAAAGGGGUGUGUGUGUGCAGUGAAACGCAACCUCAGAAAGGGCGUUUAAAACGGACGACCUGAGAACAUCUGAUCGAAAAUCAUUACGUAGCGUACUAGUAACAAAGUGCAGUGUAAACAAUUACGCGUGUGGCACACAUUCGCAGUGAGAACGUAAUAAAACCCACAAGACGCUAACGACCGCGGUUUACGGACGUUCCCGUAAAGCACCGGCAGUGUACUCCAAUUACAACAACACAAGUAAAUGUGCGGAUCAAGAAAAGAUCAACAGUUGGGGAGUGUAACAAUACGGGACGUGCAUACAAAAAAGAAAUCUUCGAGCUAAACCGUAUCCGGCUUUAGCAUUUCCGGGAAACCACAAACAUAAAGGUGUUGAUAAGAGUGCGAACUAGUGGAGUAGUACGUGUCCAGCUUAUUGACGUGUGUUGAUACGGUGAUCGGUAGCCAAUGGUCAUCGCCCCGGAAGACCCGAUUAUCCAACGAAAAACCGUGGCGGCAAUACUACCCAAGCAGCGGAUCUGAAGGCGACCAGAAGACAGGGGUACUGACGACACCGCGGGGGAUCACCUGAAGACGACUCGAGGAGGACAAGCAGGGGCGUUGUAAGAGCAGCAACGGCACGACGACACCCAUCCAGAUCGGCAGCGACAGCCCAGUUACUUUAUCCACCGGUUACGCAAAGUGAGUAGUAUGGAUAUCAUAUUUAAAAGCAACCCGAAAGGCAAUUGCAAGCUAUGCAAGAACCCCGAUGAGUGGGACACACAAGUUAAUUGUAUUGAGUGUGACAGAUGGUUACAUCUCAAAUGUCUGAAGCUAGAAGGUCCUGUUAAAAAAUAUGUGUGUCCAAAAUGCUACACAAUAGCUGAGGAACGCAAGGGAAAUAGGGAGGCCUUAAUGCAAACAGAGAGGCUACUAAAAGAAAAAACUGAAGCGGAAAAAAGAACUAGAGAAGAAAACGAAAGGUGUGAGAAGGAAAUCGAAAGACUAGAAGACAUAUUAAGAAAUGAAGAAAUACAUAACCAAUCCGACACAACUCACCUACAAGACGACCUACAGACACUUACAACAAACGUAAAUAAAAUGGCAAACUUGGGUUUUGCUCCACGCAAGAAGACAGUUUUAAAACUUCCGGAUUUCUAUGGCAAUUAUAGAACAUGGCCUCGUUUUAAACUACUGUUCGAAGAAACCACUCGAACAGAAAAAUUUUCGAAUUUGGAAAACCUUACACGGCUCCAAAUUCACCUUAAGGGAGAUGCAUUGCGAUCCGUUAGCGGGUUGAUGUUGAACCCAAGUAACGUGGAUGCAAUCUUGGAAAGAUUGGGGAGGUUAUAUGGCAACCCAGUUAGCAUUUUUAACGCCUUACUAAAAGACCUUAUGGUGGUUAAACGGGCAUCUUUGGAAAAUCCAUCUUCGAUUAUUGAGUUCUGUAACGCACUGAAUAACAUGGUGGAAAAUAUGACCAUGUUGAACCAAACGGAGUACUUGAUGGACCAAAGGCUCCUUACAGAUCUGGUCGCAAAACUCUCUCCGGACCUUAAAACCAGGUGGCUCAGAGAUUCACUUAACGAGGAAGGUGACAAAAUCAAAACCUUGAAAGAUUUCAGCAAAUGGUUGAAACCAACAGAAGACGUGGCGAUCACACUUCUUGCUAUGGAAGGUGGUCAAAGAGACAGACCGGCGAGGCUGAAUACUCACUAUUCAGCCAGCCAUCAAAUUUCAAAUAAAGGCUGUCUAAUUUGCAGCCGUCCUCAUGAAACCAUAUCUUGUUACAAGCUAAAGAAUGCCUCAGUAAACGAAAGAUGGAAAAUGCUGAAGGAGAAAAACGUUUGCACUAACUGCUGCAAAUUCUCUAACCAUGCGGCCAUUAACUGUCGCUCAAGGCCGCAGUGUACAGUGGAUGGUUGUGGACGACGACACAACACCAUAUUGCAUGAAGAAAAAUUCAACUCAAUGGGCGCGGCGUCAAAAGCACAUUUAAAUUUUCAUCAAAACUCGGAACAAUACCUAUUUCAAGUUCUGCCAAUAACUGUCUAUAACGAAAACAACUCCAUCGAAACAUUUGCAUUGAUAGACCCAGGAUCCUCAACGAGCCUCAUGACAGAAAGCCUAAGACAGAAACUAAAUCUGCAUGGCCCAAGGAAGCCGUUAACACUCUCGUGGACAAAUGGAUGCAACCAGGUAGAGGAUACAAGCACGUCGGUAUCUCUGAAACUCAGAGGUCCAAACGGCAGGCUGCUUUAUGUCAAGGACAUUAGGACAGUAAAAGAACUGGACCUACCCACUCAAAGCAUCAAUGCAAACGUGUUGAAGAGAAAAUUUUCCCACUUAAAGACGGUAAAUAUUUCAAGCUACAAAAAUGCUAAACCCACCAUUCUGUUAGGACUUCCACAUGCUUAUUACACGCAAGCUGUGGAGUCCAAAUCAGGAGCGCCCAAUGAACCAGUGGCACACAAAACACGCAUUGGUUGGGUCGUAUUUGGAAAGUGCAGAGAUGGUGAUGCAAAAGAAAAUCAACAUCUUUUCACAAUACAGGAUAAGAAAGAGGAGGAAGAAAAGUCAAUGAGGGACCUGAUGAAAAGGUUUUUUUCAACAGAAGAAUUUGGCGUAAGGGAAACCAAAUUCACCCCAAAAUCAAAGGACCAUGAAAGAGCCCUAAGUGUAAUGAAUGACACACUGAAAUAUACAAAUAAUCAGUAUGAGAUUGGCCUACUUUGGAAAGAUCCCAAUGUAUCCUUACCAAGCAGCUACGCACAGGCGCUAAGAAGGCUCGAAAGUCAAGAACGGAAAAUGAAAGGUAAUGACGAGAUGAAAACCUGGUAUAAAAAUCAAAUUACUGAUUAUGUUCAGAAAGGUUACGCUCGUAAACUAACACCAUUUGAAUUGCUGAAUAGAGAUCCAAAGAUCAAUUACAUUCCCCAUUUUAUGGUCAUCAAUCCAAAUAAGCCAACUCCAAAACCAAGACUGGUUUUCGAUGCAGCUGCAAAGAACGAAGGGAUUUCACUUAACUCUACUCUCUUGUCCGGACCAGACGCCACUACGUCAAUUUUUGGAGUAUUAAUCCGCUUUCGCGAAUACCCUAUCGCCUGUUCAGGGGACAUCAAGGAGAUGUUCCAUCAGAUACGGAUCCGCAAAGAAGAUCAAGUGGCUCAACGAUUUUUAUUCAGGGAUAAUCCACGCAACGAACCCCAAGUAUACGUUAUGAACGUCAUGACCUUCGGUGCCACAUGCUCUCCUGCUUGUGCCCAGUUCGUUAAAAAUGAAAACGCCUUAAAAUAUAAAGACAAAUACCCCACUGCAGUGGAAGCAAUAGUAAAAAACCACUAUGUUGAUGAUUAUCUUGAUAGUUUUCGGACUAUCAAUGAUGCAAUCAAGACUAUUAACGAGGUUUGCCUCAUACAUGAUAGAGCGCAUUUCUUUAUGAGAAAUUUCGUUUCUAACUGUCAGGAGGUAAUAAGAAGCAUCCCAGAUGAUAGAUCCUCACAACAAGAGCUGCUGCACAUCUCUAAUAAAGAUAUGAAAUUUGAGAAAAUUUUGGGGCAAUACUGGGACAAAACAAACGAUGUGUUAAGCUGGAACUUCAAGCAGCAGUACUCGGAGUCAGACUCGCCGAGACUGUUAAAGAGGAAUUAA